GUGCUCAAGGCCGAAUUGGAAGAGUUGCGGCAGCAGCGGGCCCACUUGCGACAGCAAAUCAAGGUGAACCGUGCGCAAACCAAGGACGCCAACCGACGAAAGAAGAAGUUGUUGAAAGCUGCGCGGCAGCUGAAUGUGGAGGACCUGAAGAGCUUGGUUGCGCUAAAAGCAGCGGACUGA
Molecule: messenger RNA, 180 nt
Organism: Effrenium voratum
Lineage: Eukaryota; Dinophyceae; Suessiales; Symbiodiniaceae
Source: the annotation of a GenBank genome assembly